AUGAUAUCCCCCUACACUAAAGUCGAAGAGUCCUUCAAUCUGCAAGCUAUACAUGACUUGGUUAAUUAUGGAAUUCGUGAUUUACAUCACUUUGACCACAAAGAGUUUCCUGGCGUCGUGAAACGUUCAUUUGUUGGGCCACUGAUGGUAUUUAUAGCAUCCAAGCCUUUGUUGACAAUUAUUGACAUUUUUGAUGCUUGGAUCAGUCCAGCAUCAUCAUUUUAUCACAAGGAUACGCAAUUAGUACGCCAAUUAACGGUGAGAUUCGUGCUUGGGCUAUUAAAUUUGAUCAGCUUUAUAAAACUGCGAGAAGCGAUUUCUAAGAAUGCUAGAUUGUCUCUGCAGGGCAAACAGAUUCAACUUUGGUUCUCCAUUCUUCAAUUUUCCCAAUUCCACUUCUUUUAUUAUGCAUCACGUACACUACCAAACUUUGUCGCGAUGCCCAUGGUUAGUACAGGUAUCUCAUGGGUUCUGCAGGGACACACUAUAUCUGGCAUCUCCCUUAUCAUAGCAACCGGUAUCAUUUUAAGAAUUGAGAUUUUAGCAUUUGGCAUUUUAUUUUACAUAAUAGCGAUUGCAUUAAGGGAGUUGAACUUAAGAAACACCUUGCCCAAAAUAUUGACAACGUCAAUCAGUGCAUCCCUGGUGACGAUGCUCGUCGAUACAUAUUUUUGGCAAGACCCUUCUUUUCCCGAAGUUGAAUCGUUUUACUUCAAUGUGAUAAAAGGCAAAUCGGCACAAUGGGGAACUGAACCUUUCUAUACCUAUUUCACCAAGUAUAUUCCUAAGCUCUUUGUUCUACCAAUGGUCCCAGUCUUGGCACUUUUCGGAUUGUUCGUACCAUCAUAUCACUCAACUAAAGCUAAGAUCAUCAUUUUUUCCUCUUGCACGUAUAUAUUACUGAUGUCGAUUCAAUCACACAAGGAAUGGAGGUUCAUCGUUUAUUCUUUACCAGGGAUUUUAUUGUCAGCCUCUUGUUUCCUUGCCAAAAUCGAACCAAGAACAAGAUUGCUGAAGAGUAUAAUGUUUGCGGUAGUUUGUUUGGUGGUUUCGGUCUCCUACAUCUUUAGCAUUUUUGCUGGUUUUGUUUCAAGUUUCAACUAUCCCGGUGGUUAUGCACUGCAGUUGUUGAAUGACAGGUUAUCCACUGCCAUGAUCUCGUAUCCAAGCAACAAUCCGAUCAUGAUACAUUUGAAUGUGAAGUCUCGUAUGACAGGAGCUAGUUUAUUUGGUGAAAUCAAGUCCAAUCUGCUGAUUUAUGACAAGACUGAAGAUGAAUUUAAAUUGAAUGACAGAAAAUUUUGGCAACAAUUCUCGUACGUGAUAUCCGAUUGUCCUCUUGAAUCAUGUUCUGCUCGUCUUCUUGAGAGUGAUACGUGGAGAUUGAUUGACAUCGUAGAAGGGUUCCACAGCCUUGACAAGCAACGAGUGGUAGAGGAUCUGAGACUAUCUUUGCAAACACCUGCUGGAUCCAUCAGCUUCAUUACUCAGAUGAUCAAAAGCCACAACUUACAGUUUCUCAUUGAUCUGUCUCGAAGAUAUAUCACCCUAUACCCAGCACUUUAUGUAUACCGCAACAUGGAUAUUGACAGUUCUUCCAACUCUCUGGUCGCCAAAAGCUUAUAA
This is a messenger RNA of Ogataea haglerorum, 1626 nucleotides long. RefSeq lists its product as uncharacterized. The record is from RefSeq and is a predicted model, not a curated record. Gene Ontology annotation, cellular component: endoplasmic reticulum membrane. NCBI's taxonomy places the organism in Eukaryota, Fungi, Ascomycota, Pichiomycetes, Pichiales, Pichiaceae. Gene Ontology annotation, biological process: protein N-linked glycosylation. The transcript has a single exon. The coding region runs from base 1 to 1626 and encodes 541 amino acids. Gene Ontology annotation, molecular function: alpha-1,6-mannosyltransferase activity.